AGGCUCCUCCUCCUAGUUCCCGCCCCUCGCUCCAGCUCUUCAGCUAAUUGCCCGGAGGCGCGCGCCCUAAAGUUCUAGGCAAAGUACUGAGAACUGGUCGCCGGAUCGCACGCCGGCCAGUAGCAGGGAACCAGGGACCCCAGCACCAGGAGAGCUGGUGAGCAGCGCGGGCUCCCGCCCACCAUCUGUCGGCGAGCAGCGCUCGGCGCCCCAGUCUCCUGCGGCUGGUGCUGGAACUGCCGUCGGCUGAGACUUGCAGGGACCGGAGAAGCUGGGUUUGCGUCCUUCCCUGUCUGAAGCACUCAUUGGGGAAUCGAGCAGAGUCUCCAGCAGCGGAACGCUCAGGUCUGCCCUGUGUCAGUAAAGACCAUGGGAAGAGAUUAAUGCAACAUUGACAAUACUGCCUGCCUUCUUGCAGAAGUACCGAACUUAGUCAGAGAUUUCUUCUGAGACUUCCAGAAUGGCUUUUAGACAUAUUGGAUAAGAGCUGGCACCUGCCUGCGAGGACUUCAUACUCUUAGCUCCACCAUCUUCCCAUGGCAUUUUGAUUGCGCUGAACCCAAGGGACCAGCUCUUCACGAUGAGUGACGAGAGGAGUCUGGGUGUGUCUCAAAAGCUGGUUUCACCUUCAAGAAGCACAAGUAGUUGUUCCUCCAAGCAAGGAAGCCGGCAGGACAGCUGGGAAGUGGUGGAAGGAUUGAGGGGAGAGAUGACUUACACCCAGGAGCCGCCUGUGCAGAAGGGAUUUUUGCUGAAAAAGAGGAAGUGGCCCUUAAAAGGCUGGCACAAGAGAUUCUUCUGCCUGGAAAAGGGAAUCUUGAAAUAUGCCAAGAGCCAAACUGAUAUUGAGAGAGAGAAGCUGCAUGGCUGCAUUGACGUGGGGCUCUCCGUGAUGUCUGUGAAGAAGUCGUCUAAGUGUAUUGACCUUGACACGGAGGAGCACAUCUACCACCUGAAGGUGAAGUCAGAGGAAGUCUUUGACGAGUGGGUGUCCAAGCUCCGUCACCACAGAAUGUAUCGGCAAAAUGAGAUUGCUAUGUUUCCCCGGGAUGUCAAUCACUUUUUCCCAGGGUCCUCUGUCACAGAUUCUGCUCCAGGAGUGUUCGAGUCUGUUUCCAGUAGGAAGCGUAGCAGUCUAUCAAAGCAGAAUUCAUUUCCACCCGGAAGCAAUUUGUCAUUUUCUUGUGGUGGUGACACGCGAGUUCCAUUCUGGCUACAGUCUUCAGAGGACAUGGAAAAAUGCUCAAAAGACCUGGCGCACUGCCAUGCCUAUCUGCUGGAAAUGAGCCAGCUAUUAGAAAGCAUGGACGUCCUGCAUCGGACAUACUCGGCGCCAGCCAUCAACGCCAUCCAGGGUGGAGCUUUUGAAAGUCCCAAAAAGGAAAAACGAUCACACAGGAGGUGGCGGUCCAGAGCUAUUGGCAAAGAUGCUAAAGGAAUGCUGCAGGUCCCUAAACCUUUUUCUGGACCUGUGAGACUGCACUCCUCUAAUCCUAACUUGUCAACACUGGACUUUGGAGAAGAGAAGUCUUACUCGGAUGGUUCUGAAGCCUCGUCGGAGUUCUCCAAGAUGCAGGAGGAUCUAUGCCAUGUUGCCCAUAAAGUUUACUUCGCUUUAAGGUCAGCUUUCAAUAGCAUAUCAGUGGAAAGAGAGAAGCUGAAGCAGCUGAUGGAGCUGGACACCUCCUCCUCCCCCUCCGCUCAGGUUGUCGGACUGAAGCACGCUCUGUCAUCCGCCCUAGCACAAAACACAGAUCUUAAAGAACGUUUACGCAGAAUCCAUGCGGAAUCUCUGCUCCUCGACCCGCCUGCUGUUCCCAAGCCGGGGGACAACCUGGCAGAGGAGAACUCCAGGGACGAGAGCCGAGCCCUGGUGCACCAGCUCUCCAACGAGAGCAGGCUGUCCAUCACUGACUCCCUUUCGGAGUUCUUUGACGCCCAGGAAGUUCUUCUUUCUCCUAGCUCUUCAGAAAACGAGAUCUCUGAUGAUGAUUCCUACGUCAGUGACAUAAGUGAUAAUCUGUCUUUAGAUAAUCUCAGUAAUGAUUUAGACAAUGAAAGACAGACCUUGGGGCCUGUUCUCGAAAGUAGUGGGGAAGCCAGGUCCAAAAGGAGGACCAACCUGCCAGCGCCGGGUCCCAACACCAGUAGCGUUAGCGUGUGGAGCAUUCUGCGCAACAACAUUGGGAAGGACCUGUCCAAAGUGGCCAUGCCUGUGGAGCUGAACGAGCCUCUGAACACGCUGCAGCGGCUCUGCGAGGAGCUGGAAUACAGUGAGCUUCUGGACAAGGCUGCGCGCAUCUCCAGUCCUCUGGAGAGGAUGGUGUACGUAGCAGCCUUUGCCAUCUCUGCAUACGCAUCCAGCUACUUCCGAGCAGGCAGCAAGCCAUUUAACCCGGUCCUUGGAGAAACGUAUGAAUGCAUCCGGCAGGACAAGGGUUUCCAGUUUUUUGCUGAGCAGGUCAGCCACCACCCACCUAUCUCCGCCUGCCAUGCUGAGUCUGGAAACUUUGUUUUCUGGCAAGAUGUGAGAUGGAAAAAUAAAUUCUGGGGUAAAUCCAUGGAAAUCGUCCCAAUUGGCACAACCCAUGUGACUCUGCCUGCUUUUGGAGAUCACUUUGAGUGGAACAAAGUGACCUCCUGCAUCCACAACAUCUUGAGUGGACAGCGGUGGAUAGAGCACUAUGGUGAAAUUGUCAUCAAGAACCUGAAUGAUGACUCCUGCCACUGCAAAGUGAACUUCAUAAAGGCAAAAUACUGGAGCACUAAUGCCCAUGAGAUUGAAGGCACGGUGUUCGACCGCAGUGGGAAGGUUGUGCACCGGCUGUUUGGAAAAUGGCAUGAGAGCAUCUACUGUGGCGGCGCCUCGUCCUCUACGUGUGUCUGGAGAGCAAAUCCCAUGCCGAAAGGCUAUGAGCAGUAUUACGGCUUCACACAGUUUGCAUUAGAGUUAAAUGAAAUGGAUCCUUUGUCAAGGUCUUUAUUACCACCCACUGACACUCGCUUUAGACCAGAUCAAAGGCUUCUUGAAGAAGGGAACAUAGAGGAGGCUGAGGUUCAGAAGCAGAGAAUUGAGAAGCUGCAGAGGGAGAGGCGGAGGGUCUUAGAGGAAAACGGUGUGGAGCACCAGCCCCGGUUUUUCAGGAAAUCCAGUGACGAUGCUUGGGUGAGCAACGGGACCUACCUGGAACUGAGGAAAGACCUUGGCUUUUCCAAGCUGGACCAUCCCGUCUUGUGGUGAAAUGUAAAGGAGAAAGAGGCUUCCUGUACUUUGCCCACAUUUGCUUCCGGAAGCAGCACAUGGCUGUCUGUAUGUUUAAAAGAUAGUAUCUAGAAUGAUCACUUGUGCUUAGCAUAGCACUGUAAGCACUGAACUAUAUGUUUUCUUCAGUAAGUCUCUUUACAAUUUCAAGUGUUAUCAUAGUUGUUUAUAUGAAUGUAGAACACCUCGGUAUUUCUUUUUAUAUAUAAACUAUUUAAUAAAAAUGAAGAUUGAAUGUUAAUGUGUGGGUUACAAAAAACAUUUAACACUCAUUUUCCAGAGGUAAGGGGGAAAAUUCAAAUUUUUGCCUUAUAAAAUCACACUGGAGAAAAAAAUUCCCAGGUGAGUUAAGAAAUAAUAACACCCAGGGUUACUCACCCAUGCAUAGCUACCCAGGUUUAAUUGGUAGCUGGGAUAUCUUUUUUUGCCUCAGACAGCUCUUUGAUUGCUCAUACAGAACAAUUUUGCUGGUGCUGAAGUACCUAGAAUAUUUUAAUUUGCAUUUUCGUGGUUAAGGACUCUGUAUAAAAGGCCAGGCAGUGGUGGCACAUGCCUUUAAUCCCAGCACUUGGGAGACAGAGACAGGCAGAUUUCUGAGUUCGAGGCCAGCCUGGUCUACAGAGUGAGUUCCACGACAGCCAGGGCUACACAGAGAAACCCUGUCUCGAAAAACAACAAAACAAAACAAAAAGAAUCUGUAUAAAGUUAGUGAAAUACAUAUUUCUUAUGUAAGGCGGGCAUCACCCAACCGGAAGGGGAGACUUCUCUCCCUGUACUUCUGUUGCCUUAUGUAUAAAACUGCCCCCAGCUUGCUUAGAGAAGUUGCCUUCAUCAGAGAAUUCAGUGUCCCGAUGGUGUCCUGGGGGGAUGGGGAGGGGGGCACAGCAGACAUUUUGUUUUUCCUCAGCAAGAGCUGAAUCCUUAAAAAUUUAAGAAACUAUUUUCGGCUUUCUCUCCUUCCCCCCACCCCCCACCGCUUGCAAGCCCUCCUUUUGCCCCCUAUUGAUGAAAUGUCUCUCAUUUAGUACAAGAAAAACAGUAACAGCCCACAGUGUGUGACCUUCUAAACUUCAGCAAAGUCCUGGUGGCUUUAAAUAACCUGGCAUGUUCUUCCUCCACACGGCUUUGGUAUUCUCUACCUCUUACCGAGCACCGUCCUUUUGACCUUGUACAGACAGUUUGACCAUCUGCCUUAUAGACAAACAUUGCUGUUGUUCUUCUGUGUCCGUCCUCUGAGAAAGCUGCAAGGGUUUACCUCUUUCCUUGACUCUCUUCUUAUUUGUAAGUUCUGCAUCUGUCUCAGACAGGAGCUACCAAAGGGAAACAGUUGUUCUUAUAAGUGUCUUACUUUAAAUCACAAUAAUAGAAUGUACACAGUAGCUGAAUUGUGUUAUCAGAGCAACUCUGACUUCUGCCCAGAGCACAUUAAACCAAAGCCUGAUUGUUAAGUCUUUGACUCUAAUGAAGUCUAUAGCAGUUCUAGGAAACAUUGCAUGUAAUGAUAGGGUAAAGAGAUUUCUUUAGAAGGAAUUUGAGGCCAGCGAGAACGCCUCGGCAGGUAAAGGCACUUAUUGUAUGAGCCUGGCACUGAGUCCAGUCUCCAGGCCCCACUUAAAAGAUAGAAGGAGACAGCCAACUCCAGAGUUGACCUAUGUCACACCAAAUAACCGACUAGACAGCUGAAGUUUUCACAGUGGAGCAUUGAGGGUGAAUCAAUAGUCUUUGCGGUCUACAAGUGACUGUCAUUUUAAGCAACUCAUUAAAUAUUGGUUCAUGUAUUCCUUGUCAUGGAGGCACCGAGAUGGACACAGCAGGAAUCUCAUUUCCAUUUCUAAACAGCUGGCUGGUAUGACUGAUUCUUUAGUUCCUGUUUUGUUUUUUUCCUUUUCAAGCACUAUCCACAUUCUGACCACAGGCUGGAGAUGUAAGGAAGGAUCUCAGUGGGGAAACAAAACCGAAAGGACACUUGUGGGCUUUUAGUAACACUGGUUGUGAAGUAGGCCUGCUCAAGAGGCUGCCCCAAAGGAGAAAGAAAAUGACAAAAAACACAAAAUCAAGAAUGUACCCCCAGAAUCAGUACAGCCAGUUGUUUGAAAAAUUUUAAAGUAUCUCAUGAUAUAAUUUCUGUUGACUUCAAGCUUUAAUUUGGAACCACAUAGGCAGCUGACCCAAAUGUCUCCUCUAUAGUCACCUUAUUUGAAUCAGGGAUAGGAAUGAACAAAAUAUGCUCCAGAACCAUGUGCAAGCUCUGUAAGUUACUGCCGGUCUCUGGAUAAAGGGCUUUCGGAAAUGGAGAUGGUCAGGAGGUACAUGCUGCUACUUGAAUCUUAAAACUCCCUGCUGGAGGGAGAAGGCUGCUACAUUCCUCCCGUCCUGCCUCACAUAACCUUCCUCCAAGUUUGUAUGUUUAGAAUUUGGGAUGUUUUCAUAAAGAAAACAGAACUGCAGUAUUGUUUUGAGAAACAUUAAGGUAAAGUUUAACCUUUCUGAACUCGUGACUUUCUCCAAUACACGCAAUUGCUCCAAUUGCUGCACCAUUUGAUGUGCAUGUUUCAGCCCCUCUCAUUCUAAUUAUCCUAUUUCAAGUUUAUGGUAAGUUACAGAUGUUCUCCCUCUGGUGGGACCUUGUGCUAACCACACGCCACACCUCAUGUAUUCUCCUUCUCAGUACUCACAACCCCGAUCCACAAGGCAUCAUUAAGGAUUGAGUAUCUUCGGUAUAGCAAAGGGGCAGUGCAGUUUCCUCCACAGACCCAGUCAUAAAAAAAAAGCCUCAGUGCAGUUUCUUCCUGCAGUUUACAUCUUGAUGCUCGGAUGCCCCUGGUACUAACUAAAAAGAUGCAGUUCACCUCCCAGACACCAGAGGGAAUCUGGUUCUAACUAAACAUAUGCAGUUCACAUCCCAGACACCAGGGGGAGUCAGGUACUAACUAAAGAGAUGCAGUUCACUUCCCAGACACCAGGGGGAAUCUGGUACUAACUAAAGAGAUGCAGUUCACCUCCCAGACACUAGGGAGAGUCAAGUACUAACUAGACAGAUGGAUGCAGUACAUGUUUUGAGACACUAGGGGGAGCCUGGUAUUAACUAAACAGAUUGCAGUUCAAGAGAUUCAGGAGGGUUCUUGUACUCAACAGAUUGGGGUUCACUCUAGGUCAUAAGUACAAUUACCUAUUAAGUAGCAAGCAUGCCUUAGCAGUCCCCGAGCCUUCCAGCACCUCUUGGGGCUUCUUGGCGGAAAACUACACAAACUGAGUUUUUUAAUGUUAACUCUAUUUAGGCUUCUGUUUUCCUCAUAUCCUAUUUUUAAUUACUUCCAAUAAAUCAUUUGCUCAGCCUUCUAGCACUGUCUUUCCUUUGUAUGUACCAGAUUUAUGAUGUAUUGUUUUAGUCUACCCUUAAAAGAAGUCAAGCUAAAAAUAGAGGUGAGGGCUAGUUUGCUUCUUAACGUAGGCCUACUGUGUACACCACAAGCUCUCUCUGAGGCACUGUAGCUAAUAUAGACUGUCCUCACACCCUCUAGCUACCAGUCAGAGCUAUAAGUUGCUCUCAUGAUCUUAGGAAUACAGGCUACAGUGUUUGGUCAGAAUGUAUUCGAAUGUCUUUAUUUUUAAUACCAACAUCAGCAUAAAUCUAUUUUUGCUAGUAGAUCAAAGCUAUUUUCGCAUGCUCUGUUUUCUGUCUUUUAUCGAUCCUGUGAAUCAGUGAUUAUCUUUGUGGAAAACCUACAUUAUCAAAUGUGUCUGCAAAUCAAGAUGGUCUGAAGUGCAAGCCAGUUUUUUGUUUGUUUGUUUGUUUUUGAAACUGGGUUCAGGGGAUGCAGUUGUCAGAAGUGACUCAUCCGCUUCAUUUGUGAUGAAUUUUUUUACCUUCCUCUGUUACCCCACAGGAUGUGCUUCUGGGGGAAAAUGAUACUUGUAAAUCUUCUAUUUAAGCAUUUGUGAAAUCUAAAUCAUACCCCAGAGGCUCCUUUUACUUUGUUGUCUCUCCACCCCUGUGUAGCUCGCUGACUGAGAAUAAAGAAUACAGCAAAGG
Molecule: messenger RNA, 7295 nt
Organism: Mastomys coucha (southern multimammate mouse)
Lineage: Eukaryota; Metazoa; Chordata; Mammalia; Rodentia; Muridae
Gene: Osbpl3
Product: oxysterol binding protein like 3
Exons: 24
Coding region: 581-3241 (886 amino acids)
Cellular component (GO): intracellular membrane-bounded organelle; perinuclear endoplasmic reticulum; plasma membrane
Molecular function (GO): cholesterol binding
Source: RefSeq, a predicted model, not a curated record